This is a messenger RNA of Notothenia coriiceps (black rockcod), 2335 nucleotides long. RefSeq names its product claudin 12 (gene cldn12). The transcript is spliced from 3 exons. Gene Ontology annotation, cellular component: plasma membrane. Lineage: Eukaryota; Metazoa; Chordata; Actinopteri; Perciformes; Nototheniidae. The record is from RefSeq and is a predicted model, not a curated record. The coding region runs from base 173 to 1288 and encodes 371 amino acids.
CACAUCCUGUUUACGUUCGUCUUAACUGUACCUCAGUGAAAAAAACUCUGAUUGUUCUGAUUGUAUAAAGUCAGAGGAGGACCAGGCUGAAAUGAAACUGCCUUCGAUCUAAGUACUACCUCACUGCUGGAAAUACAAGGAACUCUCCUCGUGGCUUCCUGUCAGCACCACCAUGUCGUGCCGGGAUAUCCACGCCACCAACGCUUUUGCCUUCAUCCUUGCCUUUGUUUGUGUGGGAGGGCUUGCUGUGGCAGCAUUAAUCCCACAGUGGCGUGUAACAAGACUCGUCACCUUCAAUCGUAAUGCCAAGAAUAUCAGUGUGUAUGAUGGGCUGUGGGCUAAAUGUGUGAAACAGGAUGGCUAUUCUGGAUGCUACUACUAUGAUUCAGAGUGGUACUCUAAAGUGGACCAGCUGGAUCUGCGGCUCCUGCAGUUCUGUCUUCCUACGGGCAUGAUGUUUGGCUCUCUGGCCUUGCUGCUGUGCAUGGCAGGAAUGUUUAAGACCUGCUGCUGCUCAGACAAGCCUGAACCAGACAUUAAGACCAUCAGAUUCCUGGUCAACAAUGCAGGCUGUCACCUGGUGGCCGGGACGUUUUUGUUCUUAGGUGGAGCUAUUGCCAUCGCACCCUCAGUAUGGUUCCUUUUUCGGACCAAGGAAAUGAACAUCAAAUAUGACAACAUUUUUUCCGAUGGCUUUGCUGUGUAUGUGUCUAUAGGCUGCUCUGGAGGUCUAAUGCUGGCCGCCCUGCUAAUGUUCAUGUGGUACUGUAUGUGUAAAAAGUUGCCUUCACCCUUCUGGUUGCCUCUGCCCUCUAUGCCUACCUCUCUGUCCACCCAGCCUCUCACUGCCAACGGAUAUCCUCCCUCUCCAGUGUAUGGCCCUCAGCCCUUCCCUCCCCAGGGCUAUCCUCCCACAGUGAUCGACUCCCAGCCAUAUGUGACCUCCCAGGGCUACGCUCAGAGUGUGGUGGCCCCUGUACCGCCACAGGUGUACAUGUCUCAGAUGUCUGUUCCUGAUGGUUAUGGCUCAGAGGUGGGAGGCAACCAGGCCUACAGCUACGCUCCCUCACAGGGCUACGCUCCCUCACAGGGCUACGCACCAUCUCAGGGCUACGCACCAUCUCAGGGCUACGCACCAUCUCAGGGCUACGCACCAUCUCAGAGCUACGCACCAUCUCAGAGCUACGCACCAUCUCAAGGCUACGCAUCCACCUACGCAGGUCAGCGAUACUCCUCCCGCUCACGGAUGUCUGCCAUAGAGAUCGACAUUCCCGUGCUGACACAGUGACAGUAAGAGAAGAGAGGCUAGAGAUGUCAGACUCCUGUCAAAGAAACUCAAUGAAGUUCACCACUGAUUAAACUAAUAGAGCAUGAUGGGUGGAAAUUAAUAAUACGGAGCCAUUUGCAGCCCUUAGAGUGAUACACUCAGUCAAUCCAGGUCUGUCAUUUGCUGAUAAUGCUGUGGAAGACGAAACCCAGUCAAAAGAACCCUGGGGUUAAUAUGAUGGCAUAUUUCAUACAAACAGAGAUCACUAAAUCACUAGAGCAAGCAACACUGGAUUCAGCUUACUACUGUAGAAAAGGGAAGAAAAUGGAUGUUUUUCCAGCCAAAAAUACAGAAAGACACCUCACUAGCCUUCUACUGUUUUUACUCUUAACUUGCUUAAGUGGCCAAAGGAUCAACUUACUUAGUAGUUACUAGCAUUUAUAUUGUGGUUGAAUAUAAAUUCCCAAACUGUCUUUUUAGAUUUAAGAAGCCCGGAUUAAGGCUGCCAUAAAUGAAGCGAUAGCUUACAGCAUAAAUAUAUUUUUCUGUUACAUUUGUUUAUGUUGGACACAUUAUAUUGAUACUGAAAUGACUUGUCACUUUUGCCUAUGUAAAGCUUACAGUAUAAAAACAGUCUUAUCACUAUUGAACAUUACUUUAAAUCCUGUGGUCCUGAAGGAACAACAACUACUACUAACUAACUCAGUUGUUUGUAUCUUUUGUUUUUGUGUAACAGGAAUUGUUGAUAUUGUCCCAUUGCCCUGUGAAGAGCAGCUGUUGAAGUUUCUUAUGCACUAAUUUUGUGAAUACUGUGCCAGUUACAUUGCCUUUAUUCACCUUUCUUUGUUUUAGCCUUGAGUAUUUUUCUAACAUAUUACCUAAUCAUUUAUUGUAACAUACUUUUCUGAAGUGCUCAUGUAUAAUAAAAAACAUGACACUAAGAAAUGUCUUAGCAAAGUAACAUUUGAUGGAAAAAUGUUAAUGUAAUGUUAAAGAUGUUAACAGAACGAGAGCGCUGUUCGUCUGCACCCAAAAUGUCCGCUGAUGAUUAAAACGUUUGCCAACUAA